Messenger RNA from Aspergillus tanneri, 2670 nucleotides. RefSeq names its product putative RNAPII degradation factor Def1 (gene DEF1). The record is from RefSeq and is a predicted model, not a curated record. Gene Ontology annotation, molecular function: ubiquitin binding. Lineage: Eukaryota; Fungi; Ascomycota; Eurotiomycetes; Eurotiales; Aspergillaceae. Bases 1 to 2670 code for a protein of 889 amino acids. The transcript is spliced from 2 exons. Gene Ontology annotation, cellular component: nucleus; cytoplasm.
AUGUCGGAAGUUCAAUCGAGGCCCGCUGCCUCUCGUGGCAGGGCAUCUGGUCGCGGUGGUCGCGGCGGCUAUAGCUCCAGAGGUGGCCGAGGUGGCAGCAACAGAUCUGCAAAGGCAGACAACUCAGAGGAUGCGUCGUCUACGUUCGAUGAUGAAGGCGAAAUCGGUCAGAUGAAGAAGAAGUAUGCUGGCACUUUGCCCAUGUUGAAUGAGCUAUUCCCCGACUGGACGGAUGAAGAUCUUGUGUUCGCUUUAGAGGAUGCAGAUGGCGACCUUGAGGCUGCAAUUGAUCGCAUAACUGAAGGCAACGUCUCUCAGUGGGGUGAGGUAAAGAAGAAGACCACAGAUCGGAGCCGCCCCAAACCCAAGGAGGUACAGAGCACCCCGACCGAGACAACCCCCGUCUCUGUUCGAGGAGGUCGUGGCCGUGGCGGAUUCGAAGGCCGUGGCCGCGCCCGUGGAGAUCGUGGCCGUGGCGGUCGCGGUGGUCGUGCAGGUGCUCAUACCAAUGGAAGCCGGUCAGAGAAGCCAGCUGUUACUACCUUUUCUACCACGGAGAUGACCUCCACAGCCGUUACCGAGAGCCUAAAGAUUGAGAAGACAGCCGAUUCUGAACUCACAGCAGUGGAAUCAAUUGAUGCUUCAAAGGAGGACACUGCAAAGACCAGUGUGAUCCCCGAAGGCACCAAGAAAGGCUGGGCUAGUUUAUUCGCCAAACCCACUCCUCCUCCUACCGCUACGACCGCUGCUACUCCUCAGAAGAAACCUGCUGCAUCAGCCCCUGCUCCCGCUCCCGCUCCUAUCGCUGCCCCCGAAAAGCCUGCUGCUGCUGAGCCAGCCGCGGAGCAAAAAGCACCCGAACCCGCUCCCAUUCCUGCUCCCGUCUCUGCACCGGUCCCUGUGCCCGUCGAAAAGGCGCCCGAGCCGGUUAUCCCCAAGCAACCUGAACUACCGGUCGCAGCCCCUCGUGUUCCCGAAAUUACACCCGCCAAGGAUGAUUUGACCAGGACGAACCUCGCGCAGAUCCCAGACGUCUCUCCUCCGGCCCCCACGGCGACUGCAGCUAGCACCGUUGGCAGUACCCUUCAUGCGAACAGCAUUGCGGUGACGGGAACUCCCGUUCGUGCCGCACCCGGCACCUACCCAGCAAGCGCGUUGAGACAGAGCGUUCGCGGCCCAGGUGCCCAACGUCGCGUGAUGGAACAGCAAGAAGCAGUGGUUAUGCCUGGAAACCAUGCCGUGGACCGGGCAGCAGUCCAGUUUGGUAGCAUGGGAUUGAACGGUGAUUCUGCCGACGUCGACAUUGACGAGAACCGCGAAGACGCUGAAACUCGUGCUCAACCCCCUCAACACUCCCCCGUGGCCCCUCGUGCCUCCUUGCCUCCUUCUACCCAGCCCCAGGGAUCGACCGGCAGCCCAGCUGUCUCUCGUCCCGCCCCUGGUCUUCCCCCCGUUCCUCAGGUCUCCGCGGCCGAAUCCUCUUUCACCGAUUUCUCCCGCUACACCGACGCCCACAAGCCCUACGAUCCCUUCAGCCAGCAGGUCUCGCAGCCUCAGCCUCAAGUCCAGGAACCAUUCGCCAACCAGGCUCCUGUGCAGCCCACCGCCACGACGAGCAGCGAGUAUUCACCUUUCUACGCCGUCGACCAUCGCCUUCCCUACAACUACUACGGCUCCUACGGCCAGUCCCAGGAUGCCACCGUUGCCCAGAGAGCGGCUGCUGGCUUUGGUGUCUCGGGCGCCGAGGUGCAGCAACCGCACAUCCCCACCACUCAGCCACCCAGCCGGUAUGGCCACGUGGAUGCUCCCAACAGCGGACAUACUACGCCUAAUCCUACUCUUCCUGGCGCUACUCAGACCCCGACUGCAGCUCACAUGCCAGGCCACGCGGCUUAUGGAUAUGGGUAUCCGUACUUCUCCAAUCCCCACUAUGCAACGUACGUGAGCCAGAUGAACCAGUAUGGCAGGAACCGUCCGAUGUAUGACGAUGCUCGCCGCUAUGACGAUCAUUACAUGCCUCACAAUGCCCAGUAUGGAUAUGGCAGCCAGUAUGGUCCGUAUGGCAAGACUGGCAUGUACGGACAGCCCCACGGCUUCUCCUAUGACCACUCCUCGUCGCCUGCCGCUGCUGCUGGCACCUUCAACCAAGCCGUGCCAGGCCGCGACUCGGUUUACGGCCGUACGGGAUCUGCCCAGCCAUCGGAGACCCAGCAGACUGCGGCCGCUGGUGCGAAUGCAUUCGGCUCGGGGAUGCCGGACGUUUUUGGACGAUCCCAGGCGGGGUUUGGCCAGAGCCAGCCCAUCUCCCAGCAACCUCCAGUGACGACGGAAGAACCGAAGAGUUUCGACACUCCCAAGGCGGGCGGCCCCAGCCCUUCAUUGGCUCAGGCUAACCGCCCUGGCUCGGCAACCAGCAACGUUCCCGGCCAAUCCCAAGCUCAGACCGGCCUUCCUCCCCUGCAGGGCCAGCAGGGCCAGCAGGGCUUCGGCGGAUACCCUCACCUGAACCCUCAGUAUGGGGGUGGCUUGGGUGGACUGAGCGGCCAUCAAGCCGCCGCUUCCCAAAGCCACCAGCAGGCGACCGGGUACGGUAACUAUGGAGGCGCUGGCUUCGCGAACUACUACGGCAACAGCGGACGGGGUGGCUGGGGGGGCAAUUACGGCCACUAA